AUUGUCAAAAAAUUUUCCUAUAAGGAUAUCUUUUUUGUACGUAUUUUUUCUCUUUAUUAAAUGACUUUUCAUCGAACAAUACAAAUUGAUCGAAAAAGAUAAAGAAGAUUUUCACGAUGCUUUUAAAGCAACUGUUGGUUGUGUUGGUAUUUGUGCAACUUGAGGCCAUCCUCGGAGGCGAUCCAGCCCAAGAUGAGAUUAAAAAAUUUGUGCAAUACCCUAAUGGAACUAUGGGACGUGCUUUUAAUCAUUUUGCUGGGGAAUUAUCUGCAUCAAAAUGCAAAGCCUACUGUAGUUGUAAUUCUUUUACCUAUGCUGCUAUUGAUGAGUCUUCUUGUUGGUGUGGUAAUUCAGAAGGAGAGGCUUGUAGUGGCGAUGAUGAUUGCUUUACAAAAGAACUCGCAAGUGGUUUUGUAGCAGGAUUUGAAGUCACACCUUUGACAAGAGUUCAGUUUUUGACAAAUUUCUCUCUUCAUAUUACACCUGUGGCUAAUGUUUAUAAGUAUGGUGUGGUGGUGAAUGGGAAAUUAUCAGAAUACAAUGAUAGUAUGGUUACUAUAUCUUUGGUUGAACUUAAUAACACCAUUAUUGUUGAGCCAGAAGCUUUUUGGGGCUGUCAAAGUGAUCCACACACUAUUGAAACAUACAUUCCUGCAAGCUUAUCAUUGGAUUGUGACAGAAAUGUUGUGUUAGAUGGGGAGGUUGAAUGUCAUGCGUCAGUGGGAGGAACCAGUCUGCAAAACAUGAGUUGGAUUAGUAGUGAAGGGCAAACUUCAUUAUCAAUUCAUGUAUCUUACCCCGCAGAUCCAUACUAUUACAGUGUUGGUGGAAACAUGGAGACUAAUCGCUUUGAAGAUUACUGGGAAUCAUAUGAUUGGAGCAAUAAUGUCAAUACUGCUUUUAUCAAUCCAAAUCAUGAGUUCACUUCCGAGGGUACUGUCAAAGCAUUUGAAGCUUAUAUAACAAGGAUGGAUGGAGAAUAUUCAUGUGUUAAAUUUCUGAUUCUAAAACCUGUUUGCUUGUUGGCAGAAAACAAAUACUGUGUAUUAGAAAAAUCAUGUUACCCUGUUGCCACAUUAUGUGGAGAAGAUCCAUAUGAUCUAACUUCGGUUUAUGAUAUUAAUACAUACCCCGUAUAUUCAAUGACUUCUGGUAGAUUUGCUGUAUCAAAGGGGUACAAUGUGCCGAAUUUAGUUGAAGUGUCCUCCCUUCUUGCUGAUUAUAAAGUCUUGUACAUUUUCACAGGGACAGCAACUCACCUUGGUAAUAACAUAUUUGUUGUGCCAGAUGAUCAAAGUUUUAAAGUGAAACCAGGUUAUAUUCUUGGUUGGCUUCCUUGUAAAGAAAAUCCAGCAGAUAUUGGUUAUUACCCAAUUGAUCCUAUCUAUGAAAGCAUUUUUCCAGAAUACGAGUAUCCUGAAGUGUUCAGCACAUACAAUGGUGCAAUCUUUGACAGAACUGUGGAUUACUUCAAAGUAUCUAACUACAUGCACAUGUUGAGGGCUUAUGUCUUGUCUCCAACUGAAUACCUAGAAACAUUUACUGCGACUGGUAGCCCUGGUGACACUAUAAAUAUUGCGACUGAAUUAAUAUCGGUAGAUAAUGUGACGGUAACUUCUAAUGAUAUUUGUAUCAUUACUGAAAAGAUAGGCAACCUUACAAUCUCUAGUGAUGAUGCAGUUUAUGCAGGUGUUGAACUCACACUAACAUUUUUAUUGACCAAUGGUAGUGGCGAAAUGUACUGUAUUAACUGGGAUGAUGGAUUUGGUCCAGAUGCUGAUAAAAAAUGCUCUAUUAAAGUUGAAAACAAAACAGUAACUCAUACUUGGAAACUUCCUGGUGUGUACAGUGUGUUCGUUGAAGCCUACAAUAUGUUUUCAGUAGAAAACACAACAAAAGAAAUUACUGUGCUUGGUUCAAUAACAGAUGUAAGCUUUGUCGAGGAUAUAGGUCCAGUACCAACAAAUGAAUUGCUGAUAAUUGAUUUUAAGGCUGUAGGGUCUGGAGGGGUUGAUUUUUCAAUUGAUUAUCUUACUAACGAGACAGUAAAUACAAUGUUUAAUGGGACACUGUCAAGUUAUUUCAUUGGUCACAUUGAGAGAGCUUUUCCGUUUGCAUCUGAUGUUUUAUGCAACGUAAAUGUGCACCAUCCAUUACAGUCAAAAUAUAUUUCUGCUUAUGGGUUUGUUGAAGAUCCUGUUGGAAUAUUUGAACUUCAAACCAAUGAAACAGGAGCGACGUAUAAUCAAACAACAUUUAAGAUAUAUGAACACAUUGGAACUAACGUAUCUUAUUAUUGGGAUUGGGGAGAUGGUGGGACUGACAACCACACGUAUAUUCGUGAGGCAAAUCAUACAUAUAUGAAUUACGGCAAUUGGACUGUAACUAUUACAGCUUAUAACAAGGUCAGUAUUCGAACAUUGGAAUUUGUUUACACAAUACAAGAUACUAUUCAGGGACUCUCCUUUUUUGGAACAUCGCAUUAUUAUACUGAACAUAACACAAAUGCAUCAGUAGUUUACAUGUUAAACAAUGGAACAGGUGUUCGUACAUGGAUUGAGUAUAACACUACUUUAAUUUCACCGCUUGGCUUUGAUAUUGAUAUUGAAACAAAUGAUUCAAGCAUGCUUGCUCAUGGCAUUUAUGUGUAUCUAAACAGGGGUUUUUACAAUGUUACUGUACAUUGUGAGAACGAUGUGAGCAGUGCUAUGAUUUGGUAUUAUAUGCCGGUGGAAAAUAGAAUUUCAGAGUACCAAGUAAAUUUAACACAAGCUGAAACUGGAGGACUACUAAACAUAAAUGGAAAUGCAACAUUGGAUUUUAUAGAGUUGAAUGAAACUCUGACAUUAUAUGCUUCAUAUGUAUUAGGUGGUGAUGUUGUUUUUAAUUAUAUUUUGGGUGACGGACGUAAUUUUACCACGAAAAAUCGAUCAUAUACUUUUACGUAUCCUUACUGGAGUGAGAAUGGAUCAUUCCACGUUGUCAUAACGGCUACCAAUGUUAUAGAGCAAAUAAAUAAGACAAUGAUGGUGUAUGUUGAAAUGCCUGUACAAGUUCUUCUUGGGUUUGAGAUUUUACAUUCCCCAGAAAACUCAACAGAAGAAAUGAACAUGACUUUGGCCAUUCAAAGUGGAGAUUACUUUAAUUGUACAUGGGAUUUUGGUGAUAAUACUUCUCGAUUGAUUUCGUAUGACCAUUUUCUGGAAAAUUAUGGGGCAGUUUUAAAGCAGUACCCUGCAACUGACGAUCCUUUAGUACCUGGUGUGUACAAUGUCUCAAUUAAUUGUAGCAGUCGGUUAUAUUAUGGAAAUGCAUCCGCUGUGGUGUACUCUUAUAACCCUGUCAGUGAAUUUCUUGUUGAUUUAUUUUAUGAAUGCGAAGGUAAAAACAGAAGCAGAGGAAAAGGAGACAGAGAGGACUUGUUUCCAAUAACAUGCUAUAUCAUCUUUAAGGUAUCUGACCAAACAGGUACCAAUGUUUCUUAUCAUUUUGACUUUGGAUAUACCGAUGAAAAUGAUAUGCCUGUAGAAACAAUAACUUAUAAUAAUUCAGAAACAAAACACUUGUUUCAAUUUGAGAGAAAAUCUACUAAAGAUUAUUUCCCAAUGACGGUAAAAAUUAAUGCGUCUAAUGUUGUUAGUUGGGUUGAAGUUGUGAAAGUUGUUCAAGUGAUAACAGAAUUAAAAAAUGUUACUGUUAAAGGUGAUGGAAAAGAUACUAUGGUUGGUCAGCUAGCUAAUAUAUCUGUAAAAAUUGAAACUAAGGCCUAUAUGGGAUGUUACGUUAUUGAAUUUGGUUCAGAAAGUGCAGAAACUAUUGUUUUUGGUGAUGAAUCCUGCCCUAAUGAUGACAGAUUUGCAUUUUUUAAGUAUGUGGGUGGUGUAACGCUGGCACCACUACAAUUCAAGAAAGUUUAUUCACAUGCUUACUAUUCACAAAAUCUAUAUACAGUGACUCUACGAGCAUACAAUCCUGUUUCCGAGCUUGUCACUACCACAACAAUAAAAGUAGUUGAUUUUCCCUGCAAUCCACCAAAAACUAGUUGGGCAAGUGCGAUGGGAGAUAAUAUUAAUGAGGCUUCUAUUAAAGCACCAUUUUUUAAAUGUAUGAGAUAUUCAGUCUUGACAAAAGUUAUACCGGAUUGUCAGAAACCUAAUUCUACCAUAAGGCGAACCUGGCUGCUACAGCAUAUUUAUAAUAAUGAGGGACGACCUGGAGAUGGUCCUAUUCCUGAAAUGCCCGGAUAUGAAGAUGGACUAUUUGUUAUUGAAAAGCGAUUGUUAAAUUAUGGGAUCUAUUAUAUUGAGUUUAAUGCUUCAAUGUAUCAUAACACAACUGGAGUUCCUGAGCAAAUACCAGAAACAGAAUAUUCAAUUUCUGGUUAUUUUAACAUUACAAAAUGUCCUCUUGUUGCUGACAUAGCGGGCGGAACAGGAAGAGCUGUUGGACAUGAUGGCAAACUUGUUUUGGAUGCUUCACAGAGUCAUGAUCCUGAUAUGGAAUGGGGAACAGAUAUGGAUCUGACGUUUGAGUGGUACUGCAAAAGAAACAAUAAAGAUUUAAAGGGUGUUGCAUUAGAAGAAUUUAAUCCAAUUUUGGCAAAUUCAGAUAAAGUUCGUUACCCUAGAGAACCUGAUCCAGCGACAACGAAUGAUUCAUUACCACGCAACAAUUUCAUUGGAUGUUUUGGUUCAAAGAUCGGAAUACUAGAUGGAGCAGACUUCACAAACCGCCCUAUUAUCAAAAUUGAAAAAAGGUUCAUGCUGUACUCGCAGAGUUAUGAUAUAAAAUUACGACUAACCAAGCCUAACAGAAAAUCUCAAACAAUUGAUUUUGAUCUUAAAGUGUUACUUGAAGAACCACCUAUUGUUUCGAUAAAAUGCAAAUUGAACUGUCUUGCAAAAGCAAUAGUUGUCUUUAAAACAUCCCUCUUAGCUGCAUGUGAGAACUGUAAUGGUCGUACACCAUAUUAUCGAUGGGAGAUGUACCAAAAGAAAAUUGGGAGCAACUCACCGGAAGAAGAAUUUAAAAACAUCACUUUGGAGUUGAAAAAUUUUGCGACAACAGAUAUUACAUCUGAAAAAAAUUUAGUUAUAAAAUCAGGAAGUUUUGAGGAAGGUUACGAUUACAAGGUCAAGUUGUUCAGCUCCUGGAGUCCAAACACAAAAUUUGAUCUCAACAAGAUUGGUUUUUCACAGUACACUGUGAAAAUCAAUACAGCACCUAUAGUUACAGCAGCUUCUUGCCAAACACAAAACAAAGAUGAUGAAGAAAUAACUACAGCAACGUCUCUCGAGACCAAAGUGAAAAUUUCGUGUAUUGGUGUAAUUGAUGCUGAUAUCCCACUGACGUAUAAAUGGUUUUACAGGCGUGUUCGGAAUGUUUCUGAGGAGGUAUUAGAUACAGAAUGGAAACCUGCUUCUUCGCCAUCAUCAGGCUCUUCAAUGUCAGAUUUGUUUUUUCUUCCUCCUGGUGAAAAAGAAAUGGGCCAGCAAAUUAAUAUCAAAGUGACCGUAACAGAUGUGUUUGGUGCAACAUCUGAACCCAUAUUUACCAAAAGCCUUACGGUUGUGGCUAAAGCCAUGAAGAAUGACCAAAUUGAUGAAUUUUUAAAUGAUCCGGGUGUUCUCAACGAUCCUGGUUUGAUGAGUAACGUUAUAAACAGUAUGUUGGACAGUAUGGAUAGCUUCGAGGGUGCCAAUCCGACUAGGAUUAUUAAUAAAAUGAUAAAAAUGGUAUCCAGUCUGCCACUCGAUUCAGAUUGGUCUUGCGUGAUGGCAGCUGAAACACAGGAUUCUAUCACCAGGACAUUCUAUGAUCUUAAAUUGAGAGAUACUGACUCAGCAACAGCAUUGAGACAGAAUUUGAUUAUAACUGAAAAUAUUGCAAGGUGCUCUGAAUAUUUACCAAUCAGAGAGUUGGAAAAGGCGACAUUUCACACGUUAACUUCAUCCGGAAGAUAUACUGCUGACCUCAUUGGCAAUGAUUCUUCAACGAAUUUGCAAUGGGCAAUGCGAAGCGAAAUGAUAUUAUCAACAACAACAGCAUCUACAAUGAUUUCUGGUGAACCACCAUUGGCCAUGUAUUACAACGAUGAUGAUUACGUAAAGUUGUCUUGCGUUGAUCCAAAAGUAGCCCGCGAGAAGAAUUUCGAUUUGAGUGGUUUUAGAAUACCGAAAAAUGCAAAUGAGGGUGGAAGUAAAGAAUGCAUUGGAGUCAUAAACACUAAAGGGAAAAAUCGAUACACGUUUGAUGUAACAUCGACUUCUGUUUAUGGAAAGACCUACGGAAUGUCUUUAUCUCCUGGCAGAAAGAUGAUCAAAGAAGUUAAGAAUCUUACGGACGAUCCGGUUCGUCUGGUGAUGCCAAUGAAUGAUAAGUUACCCUCUCCCGAAUACCACACUGCAUAUUGCGAACUUGUGAGGGAAGUACAUUUGUUGGAUUGCAAAGUAAACUCAACUGCAAUGAUGAUUAAAACGGUACCAGUCAACAAGAGCUUUGAUGGGAAUAUUUUUAUCUUCAUCAACAAAGGCUUUGCUCCCUCUCUCGUUUCUCACGACAUCAACUGUACACUACCGAAUCCAUAUCCAGCCAAUUGGACUGAUCUUUCUUGGGAAGAACAGCAGCACUUUGAAAACGAAGACAAGUGGAGGUGUUUUGUUACUGAAGAUCAAAUGGACCGCAAGUGCUUAGGAAGAUGGGUAGCUGGUGUGGUUUACUAUACGAAUUCCACUAAUCACACUGAAUACAUCAAAUCAAGAGAACUCUCACUUACAAAAGCAUCGUGCGCACCACUCAACUACACUUUUAUGUUCUAUUCAAGAGCUUGUCUGUUUUAUGAUGAGGAAACUGAGAUGUGGUCUGGUAAAGGAUGCAAUCGAAUUGUAUACCCACUUGAUGAUAACCAUCCGAACGACAAUUACUAUUACGAGGUGUCUAUUCAAACUGGAUUCGACAUGAAUGCUGCUACGACUGCAGAUGUUUUCAUUAUACUCCAAGGAAGCGAAAACGAACUUGCACCUAAAAAAUUGCACAAUCCAAACAGAAGCUGUUUUAAUAGAGGUGAAAUUGAUUAUUUCUUGAUAGCUGCUCCCCGCAGUGUAGGUCGUCUGGAAUCUGUGGAGAUAUGGCAUAAUAAUGCUGGAGAAUCUCCUGGCUGGUAUCUACAACAAGUACAGGUGCGCGACGUUCAAAGAGACGUCACGUCGAUAUUUGUUUGCGACAAAUGGCUCGACGUGGCAGAGGACGAUAACUCCAUUAUUAGAACUGUGCCGUUAGCUCGCAAAGAAGAUCUGCUGGAGUUUAGUUACGUGUUUUACAACACAAUUCGACGCGAUAUUUACGACGGUCAUAUCUGGCUUUCUGUUUUCACGAAGCAAGCCCAGAGUACCUACACAACUGUUCAAAGACUUAGCACAUGCCUUUCUCUGCUCUUGAUGUUUAUGUUAUGCAAUGCUAUGUUUUACAACGUUGAUAAUCUUCCUCCUCCUGCUGAGGUGUACAGGAUUGGACCUUUGAAGAUUUCCAUCGAUCAAGUUAGGAUUGGGUUCUCCACUGCAGUGAUUAUUAUACCUAUUCACCUUCUUAUCGUCCUCUUGUUUAAGACAGCUAGUCCCAAACCAGAUAAAAAUGCACAAAAAUAUGGACCUGAAGAAGGAACUGAGGUCACGCCGACCGAUGCUGAGAAAGGCAACGUCACACCAGUUGAAGCCACUCCAGUUAAAGCUGACCCACCGCAGAAAGAAGUUGCAAGACAAAAACACAACGCAGCCCUACGUUUCUUGCAAUUUAUUUUAUUCUCUGGUCGCACGGAUGAAAAUCAGAAACGUCCUCUACCGUACUGGACACUUUACAUCGCUUACAUUCUUGUUUUCUUAACUACGAUGGUUAGCGCUUUCUUCGUUAUGUUGUAUGGCUUCUCGUUUGGAAAGGAUAUUUCAGAGAAGUGGGUGGUCACGUUACUGGUGUCGUUGUUCGAGUCGUUCUUCUUGUUCCAGCCCAUCAAGGUUUUGAUAUUAUCUAUAAUCUUUGCCGUGUUUAUAAAAGAACCUGAACGAAAUUUGCAACAUAUCGAACAAUACGUACUAGAUGGAAAAUUACCAAAUGCAAGAGAAUUAACCGAGGAAGAAGAAGAAGAAAAGAAAAUGGAAUUUCGAUUACCUAACGAGAAACGACAGGAAGAAGCACGACAUCAAAGAAUGAAGGAAAAAGUACUGAAGGCGAUGGUGCGCGAAAUCAUUAUCCACCUCGCUUACGUCGUGCUAGCAUCAGUUGUCUGUUACGCAGCGGUUGAUCCGAAUUCUUAUCAGCUUUACGACGGAAUCCAAAAACUUAUGAUUGACAACGGCGUCACGAGAGAGUAUUUUAACAACAAGGCUUACAUGUUGGAAGAUAUCGAACCUGAUGGUAAAACAAAGAGAGAUGUCAAACCAGCUAUGGAGGUGAGUAAUCGCUUGGAUUGGUUUGACUGGGCGAGGUAUUCAGUAAUUGAAUACUUGUUUCCUACUGGUUGGUAUAAUGGAAACAAGGACUACAAACCUGGUUUCGUAGCAGACAAUGAAGCAUCUAAAAUAUUGGCUAUGGCAAGAUUUCGAAUGCUUAGAGCAAAAAACAUGUCUUGCACCAAACACGAAGUAUUCGAACAUUUAAUCCGGUUGUGCAUUGCGGGUUAUAGCACUGCGGUGGAAGAUACCGAAACUUACAAUACUGGUUGGAGACCGCUUAACCCGAAUAGUACAGCUCAAGAAAUUGAGCGAAAAGCUUUCCGGAAAAAUAAACGUGAAGCUAUGUAUUUGGGUUUAGAGAACCCGUGGCAACAUCAAUCAUCCGCUGAACUGAAUAACUUCCCACUGUUUGCGAAGUUUGGAACCUACAGUGGCGGUUCAUACUCAGUUAGCAUUGGACCAACCAAAAAAGUGGCAAAAAAAAUUGUGCGCAACAUGAAAGAUAAUUUCUGGAUCGAUCGCUUCACUAGAGCUAUAAUAUUGGAAGCCAACAUCUACAACGCAAAUACUAACCUUAUGCUUAUGGUGACUUUUGCUCAUGAAAUCCUUGCUACAGGCGGUUGGGAAUACUUCAGCAAUGUAAAAGCCAUCCGAUUGUACCGAUACGUAGGCGGGGUGCCAAACUUAAUACUGUUAUUUGAUUUCAUAUUCGUGUUUGUUACAUUUGUGGGAUUGUACAAGAUGAUUCGAGGAAUAAAACGAAACGGCUGCAGUAACUACUUGAGCGAUUUCUGGAAUCUGUUACAUACUAUAGUUACACUCAGCGCACUCGGUGCGAUCUGUCUCACGUUUGGUCGUUUGUUUGCUGUGAAAACCGCUGUGUAUACCUACUCACAGGAACCGGAAAAAUUUGUCAGCUUCAGCAUGGUGGAUCAGAUGGAAAACUUUGUCAUGGCUUUCCUUGGAUUCGUCUUGUUUUUCACCAAUAUAGAGUAUCUGCGCAUCAUGCGUUUCAACAAAAGUAUUGCCAACAUGACGAAAACAAUGAAAAUUCUCGGAACUCCCCUCAUGUCGUUCGGUAUGACGUUCAUCAUCAUUUUUAUGGCGUAUGUAUCAUUCUGCCACUGUAUUUUCGCGGACAAGCUACAAGACUUCAACUCGCUCAAAACAAGUUUCGUGGCUCUCACAAACAUGUUUAUGGGAAGUUUUGACAUUUACGCUUAUCUUGAUAAUGCUCCCAUCUUUGGGCCGAUCAUGUUCUUUUCUUACAUGCUGGCCAUUCAAAUGAUCAUGAUUAAUAUGUUUGUCGGCAUCAUAUGUGACGCGUUUGCCGAAGUAGGAGAGCAGGAGGAUAACGAAGAAAAACCAAGCGUCCUGUCGUUCAUGGCUAAUCGAGUUAAAAGUUUAGCUGCUCCUAAAGGUGCUAUGACCGCCUCCGGUGUGGAUCCGAUAUACAGUGACUGGAAAGACGAAUGGGAUGUAAUGAUGGAGAGGUUUGAAGAGCGCGCCGAUAACUGCGUCUAUUUAAUGAGAAAUUUUGAAGGGGAAGAAAUCAGACAAAUAAAAUGGUUUAGUGAGGAGGAAGCAGAUAUUCGAAAGAAAAACGCCUUGGCCGCUAUUUUGGGCACUGAUUUCUACGUAUACGACUCAGAGUUUUGUGAUGGUUUGCAUGCAUUGGAAACGAAGUUGCGAAAUAUGUCUCCGGCUGAGACAAAAGUUUUUUUGAAAGCAGCGUCCAUCAAAAGAAAAGAAGAACGCGAAGAACUGGAACGAAUGGAAAACGAAGCUGAAACGUCGGACGUUUCUGAAGAAGAUGAUGAUGAUGAAAUUGAAGAUUAAUAAAUUGUUCUGACGUAUUCAGUUUUCGUAAAUGUCUUGUGUUGACGUCAAGAUUUUGAACCAUUCAACCUAGCAUAUUAUUUUGCAUUAAAAUUUUCGUUUUGUUUUUCUUUUAUAAUUUAUUGCACAACAAAGUAAUCUGCGUAGGAGACUUUGUUCUUUUACCCCUUGUUUGUUUUUCUAGUUUUUUUGUGUGCUGUUUGAAGUUAAACUACUGAAAUACCUUAUCAUCGGUAAAAAAAAAACGUUUUCAGCCAGUUGCAAUAUAGGCACACCAGCACGUCAGUUUUUACCAAACUCGACCCCAAGACUUUUUUUACGCAUAACGUAAUAAAAAGUAGAACACGAUUAUUUCCUUAUGACGGCGUGUGAAAUUGUAUUCUGUAUAUUACGAAACGGAAACUGUAAAAAAAUUAUUUGCUCACAUAAAUCCCUGCACUGCUUUAUUAACCUUGUUUCCAGGCCAUUUGUAAAAAAGGCUUAGGAGCUAAGAGAACCUGCGGGCAAGGUAUUGCUGUAUAAAACACCGAUUUAGUUAAUAAUUAUUUAUAUCGACAAA
This is a messenger RNA of Hydractinia symbiolongicarpus, 10842 nucleotides long. RefSeq lists its product as uncharacterized. The record is from RefSeq and is a predicted model, not a curated record. The coding region runs from base 117 to 10283 and encodes 3388 amino acids. Gene Ontology annotation, molecular function: calcium channel activity; protein binding. The transcript is spliced from 35 exons. Gene Ontology annotation, biological process: detection of mechanical stimulus; kidney development. Gene Ontology annotation, cellular component: membrane. NCBI's taxonomy places the organism in Eukaryota, Metazoa, Cnidaria, Hydrozoa, Anthoathecata, Hydractiniidae.